Messenger RNA from Sebastes umbrosus (honeycomb rockfish), 1755 nucleotides. RefSeq names its product caspase 9, apoptosis-related cysteine peptidase (gene casp9). The record is from RefSeq and is a predicted model, not a curated record. Gene Ontology annotation, biological process: intrinsic apoptotic signaling pathway in response to DNA damage; apoptotic process; regulation of apoptotic process. Gene Ontology annotation, cellular component: cytoplasm. Lineage: Eukaryota; Metazoa; Chordata; Actinopteri; Perciformes; Sebastidae. Bases 156 to 1466 code for a protein of 436 amino acids. The transcript is spliced from 11 exons.
GUACGCUGGCCGUGUGGCGGCGCCGCGCGGUAAACAAAAUCAAGCGCACCCUGUUUUUUUUUCAGUUGACCAAUCACAGACGGCGAAUGAUGUAAACACGGAAGUGGCUAACGCAACAAACACAAGAAACGAGAAGGUGAUAUAUUUAUACAGUUAUGGAGAAAAGCCACAAGCAGAUUCUUCAACGCAACAGGACCAAUCUGGUGACAGACCUGGACCCAGAAAACCUCUAUGAUGGUCUGUUGGAGAAAGGAGUUUUUACCCAGGACAUGAUUGAUGAGAUAAAGAGCUCUGGGACCAGACGUAACCAGGCCAGGAAGUUAGUCCAGGACUUGGAGACCCGUGGGAGUCGGGCCUUUCCAUUAUUUCUGGAGUGCCUUCGGGAGACAGGACAGCACAGUUUGGCAGAGCUUCUCCAGAAUGGAGCUCCAGCAGUUCAGCUACAGCCUGCAACACCCACUGAGGUUGUCCCCCUUGUUGUCCAGCCUCUCCCGAUUCGCUCUCCUAUGGAUGUUGAUAAGCAAAGAAUAGACAUUGUCCCUGUCUAUCCAAUACGGAGGCCCAGUCCUACUCCAAGUCCAUCACCUGAAAGGGAGUACAUAAAACCAGUGCAACAAGGCAGAAUUCGACGGGAUAGUAUUCAGAGCUAUAAAAUGGAUGCCAGCCCAUGUGGACAUUGCCUCAUCAUAAACAACGUAGACUUUAAACCAGAGAGCCAGCUGAGUAAUCGCAAAGGGUCCAACAUAGAUUCUGACAAGCUGGAGAGGAGAUUCAAGGCACUCAACUUUAUUGUGAACGUUAAGACAAACCUGAAACAAAAGCAAAUCAGACAUGAACUGUCGGCUUUAUCUAAGACAGACCACUCACAAUAUGACUGCUGUGUGGUUAUCAUGCUGUCCCAUGGGACUGAGGUGAGUCACAGCCGCUUCCCUGGUUCCGUGUAUGGUGUGGACGGACAGGAUGUCCCAGUUCAGAACAUCACAAACUACCUCAAUGGCCAGCAUUGUCCAUCUUUACAGGGAAAACCCAAACUUUUCUUCAUACAGGCCUGCGGAGGAGGUCAAAAAGACACAGGCUUUGAGGUGUCCCCUGAUGAUGAUGUUAAACCGUCCAUCGGUGGAGCAGAUGAUCAGACGGACGCCAUUCCGAUGUCAUCCAGCAGCGACUCUCUGAGCACGUCCGACGAACCGGACGCCAGAGCCACGCUGCCCACCCCGAGUGACAUUCUGGUGUCCUACUCUACUUUUCCUGGUUACGUUUCUUGGAGAGACACCCAGGCAGGCUCCUGGUACGUGGAGACGCUAGACCGUAUCCUUGAGGAAAAUGCCGCUACCGAUGACUUGAUCACAAUGUUGACGAUGGUUAACAAUGAAGUCUCUCAAAACUCUGCAAAAGGUCUCUACAAGCAAAUGCCUGGUUCCUUUAACUUCCUCCGCAAAUCGUUCCACUUUCAAACCCAAGCAUAGCGGCAAAGUUCGGCUUCACACUUCUCAGUUUCACUUUCAGGGAAUGUUGGUCUUUUUCAAUGCCAUAACGCUUGAAGGUAAUUUCUUGCGAUUGUAUGAAUUUGAAUUUGCUAAAUAGUGGUUGUACUUUUACAGACAAAAUCAUGUUAUACUGUACGUUUCUACUGUUUGUCAUGUCUUGUUGGGUUUUUAAAUCGUUGGCUUUGGGUGUAGGUGUCAUCUUGGAAAGAAAAUAUUUCCGUACUGUGAAAAUAUGGUUCUGGUUAUUUUUUUUUUUAAAUAUUCUUGU